AUGGAGGGUACGACGGUUCUGGACGACGCCACGGAGCGCAAGAAGGCGCUCCUGGUGUACAAGAGCAACCUCCAGUCAGCCUCCGACGAUGAUGGUGACGCCUCUGACGAGGAGGAGGUCGUGGCGCAUGCCAAUAGCGAUGUGAGGGCUCCCCGACCGCCAGCUUGGGGCGAGGACUACGACAUGGACGCAUCCCGAGGUCCAUCGAAGCAGGAUACAGCCGUGGGCGACGAGGGUGAUGAGGCACAUGUGUAUGAUGAAGAGGAAGGUGGCGUACAGGUAGAGAAGGACGAUGACGAGUCCCUCAACGCACCAUCGGACGACGAUUUGGACAGCACAGCCACACCAAGACGCUCUGAGACCGACGAAGACGAUGACGAGUCGCCUGAAAGAGCGGGAUUCUCCAACGCACCACCUCAAGCUCUAGAGAAACGGGAAAAUACGAAGAAGAUGCCGGCCCACAGCGAGACGGACUUAGCGUCGGAAGCUGCUGUAAAUCUCGCGCCAUCGCCCAGUCCCAGUAAUGCCAGUGUACAGCAUGUUGACGACUCGACGACUCUGGCGCUCAAAUCAGGUACCUCCAUGGUGGGUGCGAUCAUUGCAGCACGCCGCUGCACUGUGGCUCGCAAAGAGUGCGAGGCGUGCCAUGAGCCCCGCAAUGGACGACGGGCACUGCUGUGUCUACAGUGCAAAUGCAUGUACCACACGAGCUGCUUCCGUCAGCAGUUCCCUCAGCUAGUACCAGUCACUAAUCGCCAGUGGUUUUGUCCCGAUUGCGAGCCAGUCGCCAAGGCUGCAUCGACUGAUAAACCCCCAGCUAGUACUCCCCGGAAGCAGCAGCGUAGCGGUUCUGCUGCGAAAGGUCGUGGUAGUCGUGGGUCGAAAUCUUCCUCCACGGGCCGAGGCAAGGGUGAGAUUGACGACAAGAUCGGGGUUGCAGGAGAUGUAACUGCUGCUGCUGUAGAGACGGAGAUACAGCGCUUGACGGAUCUAGCGUUGCGCGGCGGUAAGAACAUCAACUCGAAGAUACUGGAGCAGACAGGGGAGAUGCUGCACAUUACGCAGACUCUAACAAAGGAUAUCAACAGCGUCAUGGAUCUGCAUCGGCUCGAGAACCAUAGUGGCGCACGAAAUGGCAACUUCUACGGUGCUAGUACUGUCAACUACAGCAAUGACGUUAAACAUGAACAACGACAGCAGCAACAAGUGCUGGUGAACUCUCCGCCACCGCCUCCGUUCCUGUUGGUUCCUGCAUCAUCAGCGCACGCGGCUUCUGCCACUUCUUCUCAUUUUGCUGCAACAAACGAUGCAAGUGCCAGUAAGGGGGACAAUGCAGAUGUAUCAGACAAAGAUGCUCUGCUGCGUCGAGUGCAUAAUGGCUUGGACUCUCUGAAGCAGAUAAUGGAGCAGCUGCAAGUUGCAGGUAUCCAGUUCGAGGUUGAUUUUAUAAAGGAGAUUAAAGCAACUCCCAACCAAGACCGUAAGUCUGCAAGCAACAGUGGAGCUAGGAAGCAGGCGACAGGAACGGCUGGUCGAUCUGCAUCGGGGUCGAAGGGAAAGAGUGGUGCCAGUCGCUUGUACUCAUCGAAGCAGAUUCAGAAGCUGGAGGAAUGGUACCAGCGAUCCUCUCGACCAGAGUCUAGUGAGAUUCACUCGAUGUACCGCAUCAUCAACUGUCCAGACUAUGCGGACCCAGAGCUACAACCAGAAGGCAUCUCAGUGAAGCAGAUUCGCAUCUGGUUUGACAAUAGGCGUGCGAAGGAACGUCUGGACUACAUGCGCCUUAAGAUGAAGGACAUUUCUACGACUGACAUGGAUGCGGACAGUGUCAAAAAGAUGAAGGCUGCUUACAUCGACGAAGCCAAAGAAGUGCUUGAGGCUCGAGUGUCACGGAUGCGUGAGAAUGGACAGGGGUCUGGGCAUGUCGUUGAUGAAGCAGAUAUGGCCUUGAUUGCUAAUACGGCUGAUCAACCCACACAUGGAAGAGCUCCUAGAUUAAGUCCGCCUGGAGCAUUGAUGGGCUCCAGCAAAGAUGGAGCUGAUAGACCGUCUACUCCUGGGGGCUCGAGUGUUCAGAAGAAACGUAUUCGAAUCGAUCAUGUUGCUUCCGUGAGGAAGGCAAUUAAGGAUGCUCGUGAGGCCGGCAAGAGCGAAGAGGAGACCAAAGCGCUACGUUUGACUGCGAUCGAACGUGCACGAGAGAGGUUGCAUGUUCCUUACAAGAAUGCUCGUACUGGAGCGUCCAAACCGCUGGGGAAAGAAGAAAUGUCACACAUUAAGAUGAAGCUGCUGAAGCUAUUAGAGGAAGACGCAUCUGCUGAGGAACUUACGGAUAUCAUCGAGCUGCUGCUAUCUCUUACCAUUCCACACGCCGUACUAAUUGAGUCGGAUAUGCAGCGGCAGUUGGAAUUGGUUCUGAUUGCUCACAAAGACAACAAAGAGCUUGUGCGGCAGACAAAGAAGUUGCAUGAAGAGUUUCAAUGGAUUGUGGAAAACGGUGAUGCACCGAGCGUGGUGGCUGCGAUGGCAGUGGAGACCAGUACCAAUAAGAAGCGGAAGGAAAAACCACGGUCACUUUUACUAAGUGUAGACACUGAAUCGUUGCCAGGAACUCCCGGAUCGUCGCCAAGUUCAGGACCGACACCUUCGCCGGAGUCCAGACGACCGCGUGUAAAGUUCUCGCUGGCUCAGCUAGUAAAGCUCGAGAAGUAUUUCCACAAAGAAGAUACACCGAGCAAGAAGAAGCUUGACAAAAUCGCGGCUCGGUUGAAUACAAUUGCGUCUUCGGAUCCGUCGAGUGAUGCGGCGCAGAGAUCUAUCGAUUACAAGCAGAUUCGUUGCUGGUUCUACAAGCGGCGGUCGGCAAACCAGCCCCCUCAGGCCUUGAGUGGUGCGGAUCUGCACAUUGAUGACGCGGCCUCGAGCUCGUCUUGUUCCAGUGACACAGAGUCGGACAACGAUACCAAAUCGGAAAAGGGAUCCAAGUCCCGAACGAAGCCGAAGUCAAAGACGUUGGCCAAUGCGUCUGGCAGCUCUGGUGCGAAGCGUAAAGCACCUGUGAGUGACGACAAAAGUAACGCUAAACGUCCGAGAAGGGAUACUCCUAGCGCCCAGGGAAAGUCGACCGAAACAGUUAUUAUAAGCGACGAAGAUUAUGCCGGAAAUGCGCAUGGAGGGCGGAUCUUCAAUGUGAAGCAGCUCGCAACAAUAAUCGAAGAGUACGAAAAGAAUCCGCGACCGACAAUGGCUCGACUGGAGGAAUUGCUAAAGGUGCUGAACCAAGAUGACCACACAGACGAGUACAAUGGUGGGAAUGUACUUGGAGUGACGAAGCAGCAGAUCAAGACGUGGUUCUCUAACCGCCGCGCAAAGGAGCGUCUCGACCUAAUCAAGAUGAAAAUCAAAGAGACUCGUGCUGGCCUCCAGGGGAGCAGCGACUCGGACAGUGAUGACGAUGGAGGCGAAGACACCGAGAUGAAGAUGGUAAGUGCGUCUGCACUCGGACAAGUUAGCGCGACCAAGGAGGAAUGGCGAGGAGUAGUUGCCAAGGAUCACGAGGAUGACGGGGCAGCGGAUAUGAAAGUUGAUGCAUGAAUAGGCCAACCAAGCUCUAAAAUUGCUUUUACACCUUA
This is a messenger RNA of Phytophthora infestans T30-4, 3632 nucleotides long. RefSeq lists its product as uncharacterized. Gene Ontology annotation, biological process: anterior/posterior axis specification; regulation of transcription by RNA polymerase II; embryo development. The record is from RefSeq and is a predicted model, not a curated record. Lineage: Eukaryota; Oomycota; Peronosporomycetes; Peronosporales; Peronosporaceae. Gene Ontology annotation, cellular component: nucleus. The coding region runs from base 1 to 3594 and encodes 1197 amino acids. The transcript has a single exon. Gene Ontology annotation, molecular function: RNA polymerase II transcription regulatory region sequence-specific DNA binding; DNA-binding transcription factor activity.